Adineta steineri is the source of this 417-nucleotide messenger RNA. Lineage: Eukaryota; Metazoa; Rotifera; Eurotatoria; Adinetida; Adinetidae. The record is from the annotation of a GenBank genome assembly.
AUGGGAGCUAUUGGAGCACGCCAUCUAGCAGAUGCAUUACGAAAUAAUACGGCACUUACUACAUUAAAUCUCGGCUGGAAUCAAAUCGGAGCUAAUGGAGCUCAGCAUAUAGUAGAUGUAUUACGAACUAAUACGGCACUUACCACAUUAAAACUCCAUGGAAAUGAAAUAGGAGAUGUUGGAGCACAGUAUCUAGCUGAUGCAUUACAAAAUAAUACAACACUGACCACAUUAAUUCUCGAAUAUAAUGAAAUCGGAGAUAUUGGAGCACAGCAUAUAGUAGAGGGAUUACGAACUAAUACGGUAGUUGUCAUUCUCUUCGCGAUCUAUUUGAUCUAUCCAUGUAAACUUGUUCAUAUAGACACUAACCAUGUUAAGUCUCGUCCUGAAUCGCAUCAGUGGCAAACUCAAGAAUGA